Penicillium samsonianum is the source of this 2379-nucleotide messenger RNA. Its product is annotated as CHAT domain-containing protein. Bases 1 to 2379 code for a protein of 792 amino acids. NCBI's taxonomy places the organism in Eukaryota, Fungi, Ascomycota, Eurotiomycetes, Eurotiales, Aspergillaceae. The transcript has 2 exons. The record is from RefSeq and is a predicted model, not a curated record.
AUGGAUGCGUUGUCGCGCUCCCUGAAGGUUCGUGCCCUUGAACUCGAACUUGAAGGCCUUAAUCCCGGGCCCAGCCGUUCGCGAGUCCUUGAACAGUUAGCAGAACUCUGCUCUGAUCAAUACGAAGCCGUCAAUAAGUGGAAAUCUCUUGAGGAUGCAUUAAAGUACCUCGGCGAACUUAUUGAAAGCACGAGUGAUGAUGACUUCCAAAAUACUGCGCGCCUUUCAUUAUCCUAUUCUAGAUGCCUGCGUAGUCGCUUCAUGCGCGGUCGGCAUCCAGAUGAUUUACGCCAUGCGAUCGAGUUUGCAACCAAUUCCGUUAUGCAGAUAGGACAUCUUGCAGAAGAAGAAAAUAAACCUCUGCUAGUGGAAGGUGGCGUGAACCUUCUUUUAUGUCUCUUUACGAAGGUCAAUCAGCUUCACGAAAGCACAGAGGAGGAUUUUGAUAACAUGGUUAAUGCAGCUAGGGAUGUUGAAGAUUCGGUCCGUGAAGAUGGACUUGAGGAUAUGCUCCGUCUGCAAGUGAUGAAUGUCCUGGGACUUGUUUACCAGAUAAAGUGGGAACGAGAUCAAGAAAUUGACGACUUAGUUCGCUCGUUGGCGUGGGGCCGUCAAAUUAUCGAAUAUUUAUCUUCCCAUGGCCAACCGAGUGACCGCGCGCUUAGCAAUCUUGCCUUCCGUCUACAAAGGGCAUAUCUCUGUUAUCUUCGUGAUAGCGAAGUACUUCCCAAGUUUGGAAUCUCAGAUGGAGAACAACUUCUGAACCAGGCUCUGGAGUAUCUCGAGGCGUCAUUUUCCCUACAUGGUGGACGGCUGCUCUCUGGCGCAGAAGAUGCAUUAACUUUUGUUUCGUACAUCAAGAGUUUUCCCAUCGGACGGAGGAGAAGCAUAUUGGGAAGAUGCUACAAAAUUCUCCGAUUCAGCUUGAAUCGUUUGAGGGAGCUGUGCCGAGUUUCAUCACAGGAAGACCAACAGGACAACAUAAGCACGUUUUACGGACUUUCCCGUUACACUGCAGCUGCUAGUCUCGAAGCUGACGACAACCCUUACGAGGCGCUUCUGCUCCUAGAGGAAGGCCGUGGCAUCGCAAUUGCAUCUCAGUAUGAGGACGUGCAAGACACGGCGCUCGUCUGUUCUUCCGAUGAAAUGCUUGGAAGACGAUUCGUUGAGGCACGGAACGCUAUCAAUUCUAUAGUUGAUAGUACCGCUUCAUUUCAAGGUGGAGUGGAGAGAUUAAGCAAGGAGAAUAUACUGGAUCUCGCGGAAGGCAGAGAUAUUGCAUUGGUCAAUGUGACGGAUAUACGAAGUGAUGCAAUCAUCAUCUCCAAAGGCGAAAUCAAAAGUGUGUACCUUGCGGAUCUUGACGAGGACCAACUUGCAGAAGAAAGUUGGGAAAUUCAGACCCGCCUUGCGGAAACAGACAUAGAUGUCUUUUAUGAUCUCCACCAGCUACUAUCAACAUAUUUUCGAGACCUUUGGAAGAAGCUUGCGAAGCCGGUCCUGGACAAUUUGGGACACGAAAAGUCUGUCUUGUCUUCUGACACUUGGCCCCAUAUUUGUUGGAUUCCGACAGGGAUUCUUUGUCUAUACCCAAUACAUGCGGCUGGCCUGGGCUUGCACAAGGACAGUAAUGUGAUGAACCGAGUUAUUUCCUCCUAUGCACUUAGCUUAAGGAGCCUCUUCCGCAAUCAUGAGCGCUACAAGAAGUUGAAUUCUAUGGAUAAGCCAGACAUCAAAGAAGGCAUAUCUGCCCUAUCUUCCAUCGACAUUGCUGUUGUCUCGAUGCCUGAAACUCCAGACAGGCAGCCAUUAACACUAUCCGAAAAGGAAGCUGAUUACAUCAAAAAUUUGUUUCCUAAGUCGCAAGUCCUUAUCGGUGAAACAACUCAAGCCGUACUCGAAGCGAUAAUGAAGGAGCCCAAGGUAGUCCAUUUUUCAUGCCAUGGAGAGGUUGACUACGACCGUCCCCUGCUGAGCAAAUUUUUAACAAGAGAUUGGAAGGAAAAUCCGCUGAAUAUAAGCCGAUUGCAAACCCUGGACAUUGGGAAGUCUGAGCUCGCUUUUCUCUCAGCCUGUUUCACCGCAAACGCAGGUGUUGAAAACUUACAGGAUGAACACGUUCAUCUAGCGGCAGUCUUGCAGCUAGCAGGGUUUUUGAACGUUGUGGGAUCUGCUUGGUAUGUCGGUGAGGAAGCAGGACUUGAAGUGACUAAACGCUUUUAUGAACGACUUGGGCAAGAUCAACGAGACUGGGCGACGACCACGGUUGAAGCAUUGCAUUUUGCAGUGCGAGAUUUUCGUGAAACAACCCGUACCGCUGCAAACAGAAUGAGAGGAGAUCCUGUGAUUUGGGCACCAUUUUUGCACUAUGGGUUUUGA